AUGGACGAGUUGCAGCCUUACAGGACUGGUUUCCAUUUCCAGCCUCCCAAAAACUGGAUCAACGAUCCUAAUGGUCCAAUGUACUUCAAUGGAGUUUAUCAUCUAUUCUACCAAUACAACCCAUAUGGUCCACUCUGGGGUAAUAUAUCAUGGGGUCAUUCCAUUUCAUAUGAUCUUCUGAACUGGUUUCUUCUUGAACCCGCUCUAAGUCCAAAAGAACCAUAUGACAUCAAUGGCUGUUUGUCGGGUUCAACCACUAUCCUACCUGGGCCUCAGCCCAUAAUUCUAUACACCGGACAAGACCUAAACAACAGUCAGGUUCAGAACCUGGCCAUCCCCAAAAACCUCUCCGACCCUCUUUUAAAAGACUGGAUAAAAUGGUCGGGUAACCCUUUGCUAACCCCAAUUGAUGACAUUAAACCGGGACAAUUUCGAGAUCCAUCAACGGCUUGGAUCGGCCCUGAUGGAAAAUGGAGGAUUGUGAUCGGAAGUGAGAUCAAUGGGCAUGGAACCGCACUAUUGUACCAUAGUAGAAAUGGUACAAGCUGGACUCGAUCCAAAAAUCCUUUAUAUUUUUCUAGUAAAACGGGUAUGUGGGAAUGUCCCGACUUUUAUCCCGUUAGUAGUGGUGACAAAAAGGGUCUUGACACAUCUUUUGAAGGGAAUAACACAAUUCAUGUUCUCAAAGCAAGCUUCAAUAACCGAGAGUAUUAUGUAAUCGGGAAUUAUGAUCCAAUAAAAGAUCAAUUUUUUGUCAUUGGUAAUGACUUCAUGGUUAGUAACACGCAGUUUCAGUAUGAUUAUGGAAGGUUUUAUGCUUCAAAAUCAUUUUAUGAUAGUGCGAAUCAGAGAAGGGUGUUAUGGGGAUGGGUUAAUGAAGGUGAUAGUCAAUCAGAUGAUGUCAAGAAAGGGUGGUCUGGCCUUCAGUCAUUUCCUAGGAGCAUUUGGAUUAGCAGUAAUCGGAAACAGUUGGUACAGUGGCCGGUGGAUGAAAUACAUAAACUACGUACAAAACGAUUUAAUAUCACAAACAGAGAACUUCCGGGCAGUGUGCUACUCAAAAUACCAAGCAUCACUGCAUCACAGGCUGAUGUUGAAGUGUCUUUUAGUUUGACGAAUUUGAGCGAAAUUGAACUGAUAGAUUCAGAAGCUAUCGAUCCCCAAAUUCUUUGUUCACAAAAGAAUGCGUCUAUCAGUGGGAGUGAUCAAAGCAGGUCUUCAAUUGCACAGGAUGUAGACAAAAGCAUCUAUGGAGCUUUCCUUGAUUUGGACCCCCUCCAUGAGAAGAUCCGACUAAGAAGUUUGAUAGACCAUUCGAUUGUUGAGAGUUUUGGUGGAAAAGGACUUUCUUGUAUCACCGCUAGAGUUUAUCCGAAGCUAGCGAUUAACGAACAAGCUGAGCUCUAUGUAUUUAACAAUGGCACGCAAAGUGUGACUAUCUCUACUUUAAAUGCCUGGAGCAUGAAAGAGGCUCAGAUAGUUCCUAUAUGAUAAUAAACAUGUUAUGUUCAAGUAUUUAUAACACAUUUUGACACUUGUAAUACGUUCUUCAAUAAAAUCCAAUCU
This is a messenger RNA of Lactuca virosa, 1566 nucleotides long. Lineage: Eukaryota; Viridiplantae; Streptophyta; Magnoliopsida; Asterales; Asteraceae. The record is from the annotation of a GenBank genome assembly.